Guillardia theta CCMP2712 is the source of this 717-nucleotide messenger RNA. RefSeq lists its product as hypothetical. NCBI's taxonomy places the organism in Eukaryota, Cryptophyceae, Pyrenomonadales, Geminigeraceae. The transcript has 7 exons. The record is from RefSeq and is a predicted model, not a curated record. The coding region runs from base 60 to 656 and encodes 198 amino acids.
CAGAGGGUUUGAGGAUCAGAAAGAUCUCCGAGCUUCAAGUGGGGGACACAAUCUUGACCAUGAACGAUGCUGGGAAGCUGGACAGCACACGCGUGAUCUUCUUGCACGACCAUCCCGACCAAGUCGAGACCAACAAGAUCUCCUUCCUCUCCAGCGAGGGCCUCGUGUCCACGUUGGAGCUGACAGACUGGCACGCAGUCUCGUCGGAGGUAACAUGCACAGGAAGGAACAACUGCGGCAUCCGUCUUAUGUACGGCCACGAGAUGAAGCGAGGACAUGGGAUAGUGAGGAGGAACGGAGACUCGUUCGAUACCGCCCGCGUCAUCAGCAUCGAGCGAGGCUUGUCCAGAGUUCGCUACAUCGUGACCGGCAACGAUCGACUGGUGGUCAACCAGGCGCUGGGGAUCGUGUACAGCACUGCUCUUGCUAGCCUUGAAAGCCUUCCCUUCCGCUUCCUGUUUUGGUUGUCUCCCACCUUGCUCUCGCAUCCUGCCACAAGAAAGAGCCUCGAGACGGUUCUCGAAUCGCCAGCUCUGCGAGCAGCAGAAAUGUUGUUCAAUCACCUGGUUGGGAUGCUGCCGGCAUGGAAACAGGGAAGUCAGUCUGGAUCAGAACUAAUGGCUGGUCGUACUAGAAGCAAUGAGUUGGAAUCAUAACGUGUUUACCAGUCAUGAACAGGAUUAUGUACAUGAUAUAACGAAAGUUUGUGUAAUGAUU